AUUUCGAUGAAAUUUUGUGUGGAGGUAGCUGACCCCGUGGAUUAAUGAACCUACUUUAAUCUUCUUUAAAAUACGGUUAUGUUUCUUACAGCUAUAUCUGACAUUUACGCGGGCGUAUCUGCUAGUAAUUUAUCUAAAACUAUCGAAGAAUUACGUUCUUUGAAUAACAACGUAGGUUCAAUAUUGUUCUAGUACGAAAAUAGACUUAAUGUCUAUAGCAAAAUAAUAUUUUUGUUUUAAAAGCUCUAGGCUCAAUUUUUAACUAAAACCAUGGAACAGAAAUACCGACGGAAGUGCCUGCUACCUACGCAUGUGUCACUUUUGUGAGCUGACGAUCUUCUUUGUCUUGGAAAUUUAAUCGAUUUAGAAUCGCAAUUUGUUUCAUGUCAAAUCUAACUAAGCAUAUCAUCAUCAUCAUCAUCCACAGCCUUUGUCCUCCCACUGAUGGGCAUAGGUUUCCCCUUUCACGAGCCGAUUUCUACGGUCCUUAAUAUCAACAAAUAUUUAAAAAAGGUAAAGAAUUCUUAACUAAUAAAGUUAUCUUGCGAUUGAAAAAUCGGCCCUUAAGAGAUAAUAACUGCCAAUUAUUAACCAGAUUCCCGAAUCCUGGCUGUAUAGCACUUCCCUCUGUUACAAUCUUCUAUGUCUGUUCCAGAUAAUUUUUCGGGAAGGGAAAACCCAGUCUACAUCAUAUAUUGAAUAAACAAACAUUGCUUUCGAACCAAACUGAAUAUAAAUCAGCAUUUUCGACCGUAAAGCCUUGGCAUAAAGCUUAUAUUACGACUUACUUUCCAUCUGAUACAUUUUAUUCGCGAUAAAAUUUAUCUCUUAACCAACUGCGUCGGUGCUGUAGCUUUAAAACAGUUGUUAUUCAAACGCGGUACGCGAUAGACGUCUAUUAAAAGGUUAAAAACUUUAAUUAAACAAUAACUUAACUAUAAAUAUUUAAAUAUUAAAAAAAUGAAGUUCGCGAGUUUGUGAAAUUGUAACCGUUAUAUCCGAGACUACUGAACCGCUUUUGAUAAGUCGCUUACGAAUUGUGAAUGUGUUACGGUAUAUAUGAAGCUAAAAAACUAUAACUCGUUGUGUGUUUUUUUAUAGUUACAGAAUUAUAAUAUUCAUUUGUAAGCCAUAUGUGUAAUUUAUUUUAUAAAUAGUUCAAUUUGUAGUUUGUGGCCAAUUUUUAUAGAAGAGUUUAGAGAAAAAAACCAUUAAAUUUUGAAGUAUCCAGAUGCAGUAACCAGCCCCCACCAUGCGUAUCCUCCUCCUCGCUGUACUCCUGGGACUGUGCCAGGCGCUGCCCUGUCCUCGCGGCUGCAGCUGCGGCGCUGGCGAUGAGCUGGAGUACUACUGCCCCGCCGGCAGGGCCAACGUCUCCAUCGCCACCAGGACCAAUGACUAUGUCAAUGUUAGAUGUAUUGGCACAAACUUUACCUGCUCCGAUCUGCCCAUCAUAAACCUAGCUAAUAACCUCACGUUACCAUCGCUGGGCGUCACGAACUGCUCGCCAAGUUUCCUGCGCUGCAUCAGACAGGCUCUGCAAGCCUCGUCUGUGGUCUCCAUGGUGAUGACAGGAGCUACUGAAGGAAUGCAGGUCCAGGAUCUGGAGAAUAUGACUGGGUUGCAGUCUGUCAUGAUUAAAAUGAGUCCAGAGAAAACUAUUCCCGUUGCAGCAAUUAGCACAUUGAAGAAUCUAAACCAAUUGCGAAUUACAUAUUCCAAUAUAAAACUAGAAAGCAAUGCAUUUAUAAACACACCACCGAUCAAAUUCCUCGAAUUGUCUUCAGACAAAAUAACUGAAAUACCAGAGAAUGCAUUUCAAGGACUAAAAUCAUUAACAACUUUAAAUAUUUGGGGAAACAACUUCAGCCAUGUUGGAGAAAAUUCGUUUAAAGGUCUAGACUCGUUAGAAGAUAUAGCAUUAAAUACGAAUCACAUUAAAUCUAUUGAUGAGAGAGUCUUUCAACCCACACCGAGAUUAAAGACAGUUUUAUUAAUGGCCAAUGUCAUAGAAGAAAUACCAUCCGGACUGUUUAACAAUCUAGAGGCAUUGGAAAACAUUACAAUAAGAUUAAACUUCGUACAAUUAAAAUUACAACCUCAAUGUUUAUCAAAUUUGACAUCUUUAAAGAACAUAGUGUUCCAACAAUCUUAUGUACAACAAAUACCAGAAGACUUCUUAAAAGGUUCAACCGACGUCAGAAGUUUAGUUUUAAACCGUAACCAGUUAACAAGUCUUCCAGAAGAUGUGUUCCGAGACCAGAAGUAUAUGGAGAUAUUAGAUUUGAGUUAUAAUAAGAUAGCCGAGUUGAAGGCAACGGUUUUUACUCCGUUAAAACAAUUGAGGACUUUGAAUUUGAAUAGAAAUUAUUUGGAAGUAUUGCCAGAGUCUCUCUUCGCCGGCCUCCGUCAUCUAACAACAGUAUCCAUAGACAACAACUUCCUAACAACUAUCUACCCGACAGCCUUCCUCGGCGCGACAGGUCUCACGACCUUGACCUUGACCUCCAACAACCUGACCUUGAGGUCAAAAGACUUCGGCGUAUAUAGCAACUUUAUAAUGCAUUCGCCUUUCGGUUCCUUGAAUAGUUUGAAAUAUUUGGGUUUACGAGAUAAUAAAAUAGACAGUAUUUUUGAUGAUUGGAGGAAUGCGCUACUGAAUCUGGAAAUUUUGGAUCUGUCGAAGAAUAAGUUUUCUAUUUUGGAUAUGUAUGACAUCCAAUUCCUGGGCAAAAACAUCACCGUAGACCUGCGCAACAACGAAAUCACCACUUUAGAACUAUCCUACGUAUCACCACCUGACUCAACACCAUCCGUCUCAAAAUCAUCAGGCUUCUCAAUACUCCUGGACGGAAACCCGUUUAACUGCGAUUGUGGACUUUAUCCACUUGCAUUAAGACUCUUGGGUGGUAAACCACUGACUGUGGAACCUAAAUUUGUUGUAGGUAAUGCAAGAUGUGCAUCACCACCCCACUUACAAGGUAAACUGUUUAGCCAGUUAUCACCAAGUCACUUAAAUUGUGAUUUGCCAGAAGAAAAUUGCCCAGAACAGUGUUCAAAGUGUAUAAAACGACCGGCUUUCGAUGAUAUUGAUCUAGAAUGUCUGUCUAUACCAAAUUUAUUUCCCAAUUCUGAAGAUUUUGGUGCAAAAUAUUUUUCAUUGAAAGUUCAAAAAAUUACACAAUUUUAUGGCAAUUUGAGUCUGAAUUUGUUAAAUAUAUCUAAUAUAGGUCUCGAUGAAAUACCUUUCGAACCGAGUAGCACAAUAAAAGUUCUAGAUUUCAGUAAAAAUAAUCUGAAAAAGAUACCAAUUGACUUUCUUGAAUCUGAUUCUAAACUAUAUCUGUCUGGUAAUCCUUUUGAAUGCGACUGUUGGUCUUCAAACGACAUCGCAUUGUUACAAAAAAGUGAUUUAGUUCUAGACUUAGAUCAAAUAACUUGUAGGAACGGUGACAGGUUGCUACAAGUCGACAUCGUAGCACUCUGUAGCACUUGGAGGGCGGCCGCCGUAGCAUCCGGCGUGUUUAUAACGAUGCUAGCAUUAUUCUUCUUCGUAGCCUUAACUAUGUAUAUAUAUUCACAUGAAAUACUCAUUUACAUCAUAGACCACGGUCUCUUCCCGUGUUGCUUUAAAGACGAUUUGACGGACAUAGAUAAAGAAUUCGAUGUUUUCAUCUCUUUCGCGCAUAAAGAUAGGAAUUAUCUCAGAGAGUUAUUGCCCAAGAUUGAAAAUGAUUUCGGACAGAAAACCUGUCUGCACUACCGUGAUUGGUACGCUGGUGAUUUAAUACCGACACAAAUAAAACGCUCAGUCGAAAAUUCUAGAAAAACUCUGAUUUUGCUAUCUAGGAAUUUCCUUGAAUCUCAUUAUGCUAAUAUGGAAUUCCAGGCCGCGCAUAAUUUAGCCUUAAAUCAAGGUAAAACGAGAGUUAUUUUAAUUUUACUUGAAGAUGUGUCUAAAAGUGAGAAAUUAUCUGAUGAGUUAAAAGCUUAUAUGUCGACCAAUACCUAUCUUACAUGGGAUGAUCCGCGAUUUUACGAGCGCCUUCAAAAAGCCCUGCCUAGACGUAUGAAGAAGAAAUUCGUAUUCCCAGAGGUAUUUAAAAAUGAAAUUAAAAGCGGCCUAGAUGUACACUUGAAUAGUGAUGGCAAGUUAGUCAAUAUUGCGGUCAAAGAUACGUAAAUCACCGCUUGACUAAUCACCAUUUCGUUAAUCACCACUUCACUUAUACGUGAGGAUUAGUACUGAGAGCCUUAAUCUACUUCUUAAAGAAGAGACUAUUGAAUGUUUGAUUUAUUAGUUUUUUGUAAAAUUGUUUGAGGCACGCUCGUCAUUGAGAAUAAUAAUGUUUUAGGCAAAAAUAUGAAUCUUCUUACUUUUAACCGACUGCGAAAAUGCAAGUUAUGCUUUAAAGGUUUACCACCAGUUAAGCUGUAGUUUUAAGACUAGUUUUAGUAUAUUUCUAGCUAUUAUAGGCGGCUAAUUUUGAAUCCCUAUUUUGUUAAUUAUAUACAUAAUGAAAAACGGUACUUUUCAAUCGACUUUAAAACGAGGAAGCCUCGACAAACUGAUUGAAUAGAUUAUUAUUUAAUUUAACGUAAAAGUGUGAUUUGGUCCAAAAAAAAAAUUCAUGAAGUUCUUAAAAAAAUAUCGUGUUAAAAAACAAUCUAUAAUUUGUAAUUAAUUAAAUGAAAGAUCUUGAAAAGAGUCAUUAUACACAUAAUUAUGAACAACUAUGAUAAUAAUACAGUUAUCGCGAAAAAACUAACUCAUUAUUCUUCACACAGAAUUUAUUUUUAAUUGAUUUUUUUUUCGCUUUCUAGAGCCCACAUUCCGCUCAGUGCCCCAAUUCCGCUAUUUACAAAGGCCAAUGAAUGAAUGGAAAUGGGGAAAAAAGUCACUUUUCGUAUGCCUUAAAGCAUUUUUCUAACAUAAUAAUUGGAAAUUCAGUACACUCACGGUCAAAGUCAAUGUCAAAUAUUUCAAUUAAACCAGUAUAUGUCACUUUUGAACGUCAAACAAUUAAGUAACACAAUAUUCAAAUCUAAAGUGAGUCUGUCGGUCAGUCUCCUAUGGAAGCUCCCGCGUCAAUACAAUGAAUUUCCAAUUAUUAUGUUGGCAAAGUGCUUGCGAGAAUACGAUUGUGUCAGAUUUAAUCCAAUUGCCAUUCAUUUAUCGGCCAUCGUAAAUAGCAGAACCGGGGCCUAGUAUUUUUGUUCAUAAUUAUAAGUACAAUGACCACUUUCAAUAAAAUUUUGACCCCUAAAGACUGAUUGUUUGAGUCAAACAAAAAGACAUCUAUACUCUAUACUAAUAUAUAAAGCUGAAGAGUUUGUUUGUUUGUUUGAACGUGCUAAUCUCAG
This is a messenger RNA of Trichoplusia ni (cabbage looper), 5364 nucleotides long. RefSeq names its product protein toll-like. The transcript has 8 exons. Gene Ontology annotation, cellular component: membrane. Lineage: Eukaryota; Metazoa; Arthropoda; Insecta; Lepidoptera; Noctuidae. The record is from RefSeq and is a predicted model, not a curated record. Gene Ontology annotation, molecular function: transmembrane signaling receptor activity; protein binding. The coding region runs from base 1253 to 4183 and encodes 976 amino acids. Gene Ontology annotation, biological process: immune response; toll-like receptor signaling pathway.